AUGGGUACUCAUUGCAAGAGUACUCAGGGACAGUCGGAAAUCGUUUACGGGAUUCAGCCAACACUAGCAGCUUUAAGUGCCAAGCAAAGGGUCGUCUCAUGUGUAUUUGUCAGAGAUGACCUUCUUCAACUUUCUUCCGAGGUUCUGUGCAGUAAAAAUCCCUGGCUUUUGGCUGCUGUUCAACUCGCAUCUGAAAUAGAGAUUAAACCCGUUUCUCGUGAAUUUCUCACUGAUCUCACCAACGGUCGUUCCAACCAAGGCAUCGCCAUCAAAUGCACACCAAUGCCUAUGCCUAGUCUUCAUGGCAUCUCAGCUUCUUCUCUCCUUCACUUCAACCACUGUGCAUAUAAUCGACGCAAGUCUGGGUCCUGUUGUGGUUCAUCAUCUAUUGUCCUAUUUCUAAACCAAAUUCAAGAUGUCAUGAACAUGGGUAGCAUCUUGCGUUCUGCCGUCUUUUUCGGCAUCCCAACUGUGCUUAUUUCUGCCUUUUUUUCUGCAACACCAUCCCCUCUCAUCAGCAAACUUAGUGCUGGUGCAAUGGAAUUUCUGCGAUUCUUUCGUGUCACAAACCCCGCCUCCACUUUGAAACAGCUCUCAGAUGCUGGAUUUGUUACAGUAGGCACAGCUGGAAUGCAGCCGGAUUCUGUGGAAAAUUUGAAUUAUUGUCCACCGCUAGAGUUGCCUUUGGUUAAACCUGAUAUGAUAGGUGCGUCAAAAGAAGGCGCUGCUAAGCCCCUUGUUCUAGUGCUUGGUUCAGAAGCUCGUGGCUUGCCAGAUAAUGUGCUAUCAACCUGUAACCUCAUUGUUAGAAUCCCCGGUCUUGUUGAUUGGAAAGUGGAGCAUUUGGGUGCAUCUUCCAUCGCGUCGCCUCUUCCUACCUCUCUCAAUGUGGCAGCAGCCACUGCGAUUCUGAUUGGUUUCGGUGACCCACCCCCAUUUAGUGAGCAAGUGUACCGGUUUCUUCCUGCUGGAUCCGAGUCUGAUUUAAAUCACUUCAGUAACUCUAACACCAAAAACUGCCCUCACUUGGAGCGGUGUCUUAUCCUGGAGAAGGAGCUCACUAAAGCCAAAUGGAAGCUCACAGAGGCUACAAUGAUCAACGCUUCAGUAAAUAGCGAGUUAGCUACACUUCGUACUCUAGUCAGUGGUGCCAGAACUGCUGAAGGAGGAGCAUCGCAGAGCGCGUCUUCUCAGGGGAAGUGGUCCCAUGACCAGCUUUCUACGGAGUUAAAGCAAACUACGACAGAAAACGAGAUUCUUAGGGACGAGAUCCGUCUGCUCCGAGUGCGGUUGGAGAGUUUGGAGAACAUUCUUCAGGUGCAGGAAAAUGCUGCAGCCUCAACGUGCAACAGAUCUGAACACCAGGCGGGAGACACCACCCAAUCUAUUUCAACGUGUGAUCGGUUGCUGCGAGCUUGGCGACACCAGGUAAUGAGGCUGUUGAUUGAACGGGCGGCACACGAGGAGAUUUGUAUCAAAGCGAAGAAGGCUACCCAAGAUCAGCUCAGUAGUCAGAAGGAACAGCUAAAGAGCCUGCACGCUCAAAAUCAAGCUCUCAAUCGUAAGCUUGUGGCGAAAGCGGCGGCCUUAAAGGCAAAUUUUAAAAAGACUGAGGAUUACUCUCAAGAGAUCCAACACCUGAACCGUUGUCUCCAACUCUCCAACAACUCAAAUACCUGCCUGACCGAAUGUACAAAGUCAGCACUGACCAGACUUCAUGCUGAUCUAAUUGCCAUGAAUGAGCAGUGGAAUCGUGUAUUUACGGACGACGGAGACACCGACUCCUCGCCAUUAAUGCGACGUCUUCGACGAUUGGAACGGCGAAUACAGUGUGUGAGUGGACGUCUUCCCAUGGUUCGAGUCCUUCUCUCUCGAAAGAGAACUCCUGAAAAGCGAGUAGAGCAAGAGCUGGACAGAGCAGAAGAACGAGUAGCAUCACUGAAGGCCGAGCAUAAGCGAAUUGUGUGCGAGAAUACGGAGGAGAAAGUGAAGCUUGAGACCGAGUUGACCAACACGAAGAGUGAUCUCUCCAAAGCCCUCAUUUCCGCCCGACGCGCGGAGCGAAUGGCCAUGCAAGCGAAUCAUGAGAAGGAGGCACAGGUUUGA
Molecule: messenger RNA, 2106 nt
Organism: Echinococcus granulosus
Lineage: Eukaryota; Metazoa; Platyhelminthes; Cestoda; Cyclophyllidea; Taeniidae
Product: rRNA methyltransferase
Exons: 8
Coding region: 1-2106 (701 amino acids)
Biological process (GO): rRNA methylation
Molecular function (GO): RNA methyltransferase activity; RNA binding
Source: RefSeq, a predicted model, not a curated record